Molecule: messenger RNA, 864 nt
Organism: Dendrobium catenatum
Lineage: Eukaryota; Viridiplantae; Streptophyta; Magnoliopsida; Asparagales; Orchidaceae
Product: auxin-responsive protein SAUR36-like
Exons: 1
Coding region: 123-596 (157 amino acids)
Biological process (GO): response to auxin
Source: RefSeq, a predicted model, not a curated record
CUAUAUAGCGGCCCCUCCCACGCUCCAGGAACCAAGAGAAAAACAGUGGAGGAAGCGAAAGAAAGGAGCAGCUUUUGGGCAAUCUCUUGAGCAACGUUCAAUACUUCCAGUUGGACCGAAGGAUGGUUUUGGUCUGGCGAUGGAUACUCCGGGACCGGUCGAGAAGGUACCGCCGCGUCAAACGUCAUCGAUCGCAGUUUCUUGCGCCGGCUAUCCGUGUACUCCGGUGGGUCUGCUAUCUCAGACAGAGAAACUGCGUAGCUUCGAUCAGCGGUGGCGACGAUGAAGGGUUUAAGAGGCUUCUGUUAGCAGGGAAGGAGAGCCCGACUCCGAAGGGGUACCUAGCGGUGUACGUCGGCGGUGGCGAGAAGGAGGAUGAGCCGCCACAGCGUUACUUGGUUUCUAUCUUGCAUUUUAACCAUCCGCUUUUUGUGGAGCUUCUUAGGGAGGCCGAGAAGGAGUUUGGGUUUCACCAUCCGCACGGAAUAACUAUUCCUUGUCCGGCGUGGCGCUUCGAGCGGAUUCAGACGCGGAUUGCUGCCGGCUGUGCGGUGGCUCGCCAGAAAAGGGGUUGCCGGGUUUUCUCGUGGUUCUGACACAUAUUGGUUCCUGUCUGCCGCAGCGUUACUGGGUUCCUUUCUUGAUGUAAUCCACUCUGAUAAAUUUUUGGCUAUUUUGGAUGCGAUGUGGUUUUCUUUGUUCAUUUGCUUGGGUUUGCGAUGCAAUUUCCAAUUGCUCUUAGAACUUGUGGCUGUAACUGGUUGUUGAUUAACUAUUUUGUUGUGAAUUCCACGUUGAAAAGUGACCGUUGAAAAACUUCAUGAAGUUCGUGUAUGUAAAAGGUCAAUAAUAAGCUUCAGAGUU